Molecule: messenger RNA, 693 nt
Organism: Colletotrichum truncatum
Lineage: Eukaryota; Fungi; Ascomycota; Sordariomycetes; Glomerellales; Glomerellaceae
Product: pectate lyase
Biological process (GO): pectin catabolic process
Cellular component (GO): extracellular region
Molecular function (GO): pectate lyase activity
Source: RefSeq, a predicted model, not a curated record
AUGCGCACCAACGCUUUCAAGUUGCUCGCUGCUCUUGCGGUUUCCCUGCCUGUGGUUUCUGCUUGCGUGGGAAAGGAUGCUCUCCCCAACGCCACCAAAACUGUGUCUAGCGAUGCGCCCAUCGAGGUUGCUGCUGGGGAAACUUACGACGGCAAACUAGCUCGUUUCGACAGAGGAUCUGGCGCCUGCAAGGCUCAGACUGAGGGCGGUCAGAAAGACGCCGUCUUCAUCCUUCGCAAGGGUGCUACUUUGAGAAACGCCAUUAUUGGCAAGGACCAGAUGGAGGGUGUUUACUGUUUGGGUGGUGGCUGCACCAUCGAGAACGUCUGGUUCGAGGACGUUUGCGAGGAUGCCAUUUCAAUCAAGGAAGAUGAAGCCGGCACGGAAACUCGUAUCAUCGGCGGCGGUGCCUACAAAGCGGCCGACAAAGUCGUCCAGCACAAUGGCUGUGGUCACGUCAGCAUCUCCAACUUUUACGCCGAGGAUUAUGGCAAGGUCUACAGAGCUUGCGGCACUUGCGAUGCUUGCAAGCGAACUGUCAGCAUUGAGGGCGUAUCCGCAUACGGCGGUGGCGAGGUUGCUGGCAUCAACGAAGAUACUGGCGACGAGGCUACGCUAGUUAACAUCUGCACUGAUGCCAAGACGCCCUGCCAGCUUUACUCCGGCCCUGGCACCAAGUCUGGCCAAUGCUAA